Molecule: messenger RNA, 1671 nt
Organism: Suricata suricatta (meerkat)
Lineage: Eukaryota; Metazoa; Chordata; Mammalia; Carnivora; Herpestidae
Product: transcription factor COE2-like
Exons: 11
Coding region: 1-1335 (444 amino acids)
Biological process (GO): regulation of transcription by RNA polymerase II
Molecular function (GO): RNA polymerase II cis-regulatory region sequence-specific DNA binding; DNA-binding transcription factor activity, RNA polymerase II-specific
Source: RefSeq, a predicted model, not a curated record
AUGUCCACCAAGGCCUCCUGGAAGGUGGCGAACGGCAGACGACUCAACACCUUUGCAGGUGAAGGCACCUUCAUCAGGACGUGCUUGCAGACGGGUGUCCCCGAGGCUCAGUUUUCCUUCCCUGAGUCUGAAGGUAACACGUUGCUUUCUCUUCACAGAUUCUUUCUAAAAUUUUUCCUCAAGUGCAAUCAGAAUUGUUUGAAAACAGCAGGAAACCCGAGGGACAUGAGAAGGUUUCAGGUUGUGUUGUCAACAACGGUGAAUGUGGAUGGACACGUGCUGGCUGUUUCUGACAACAUGUUUGUUCAUAACAACUCCAAGCAUGGACGGCGAGCAAGAAGGCUGGACCCGUCAGAAGCCACCCCCUGCAUCAAAGCCAUUAGCCCAAGUGAAGGCUGGACCACAGGAGGAGCCAUGGUCAUCAUCAUUGGAGACAACUUCUUUGAUGGCCUCCAAGUGGUAUUUGGGACCAUGCUUGUAUGGAGUGAGCUAAUAACUCCUCAUGCCAUCCGCGUGCAGACUCCUCCUCGGCACAUCCCCGGAGUAGUGGAGGUGACACUAUCGUAUAAAUCCAAACAGUUCUGCAAAGGAGCUCCAGGGAGGUUCAUUUACACAGCAUUAAAUGAACCCACCAUAGACUAUGGGUUCCAGAGACUGCAGAAAGUCAUCCCAAGGCACCCGGGGGACCCAGAGAGAUUAGCUAAGGAAAUGCUGCUGAAAAGAGCUGCAGACCUAGUGGAGGCCCUCUAUGGCACACCACACAAUAACCAGGACAUCAUUUUGAAGCGAGCCGCAGACAUCGCGGAGGCCCUGUACAGCGUCCCCAGGAAUCCCAGCCAGAUCCCGGCUCUCUCCAGCUCUCCGGCUCACAGUGGCAUGAUGGGCAUCAAUUCAUACGGGAGCCAGCUUGGCGUCAGCAUCUCAGAGUCAACACAGGGAAAUAACCAAGGAUACAUCCGCAACACCAGCAGCAUCUCCCCCCGCGGCUACUCUUCCAGCUCCACCCCCCAGCAGUCUAACUACAGCACCUCCAGUAACAGCAUGAAUGGCUACAGCAACGUCCCCAUGGCCAACCUGGGCGUCCCAGGGUCACCAGGAUUUUUAAACGGCUCCCCCACAGGCUCCCCGUAUGGAAUCAUGUCUUCAAGUCCUACUGUUGGAUCUUCUAGCACGUCCUCCAUCCUUCCAUUUUCCUCUUCAGUUUUUCCUGCUGUCAAACAGAAGAGUGCCUUUGCCCCUGUCAUCAGGCCACAAGGCUCCCCUUCACCUGCCUGCUCCAGUGGCAAUGGAAAUGGAUUCAGAGCCAUGACUGGACUUGUCGUGCCCCCGAUGUAAAGAAGAACUGCUUUCUUAUAGCACAAAACUACUUACUCUGAUGGACCAAUACUGAAGAAAGCACUAUGAGCUCUUUGGGGAGAGUUGUGCCCCAGAAUGAACAUGGCAGACGAUUUGGGUAUGCAAGGAGCCGCAUCUUACCUGGUCUCCCAUUUCUUGGAUAGCUCUCAUGGUGGCUACACAAACUGACUCUCUUGGGGACAAGGACAAAAGAUGUCAUUGACGUAGUCAGUGCUAAGAGCAGAAAUGCAAUUCUUUGUUAUGAACAUUAUGAAAAUCACCUUCCUAUGUUUGUAAAAUACUUAAGAAAAAAAUUGGCAAACAAUUCAUGCUUAA